Temnothorax curvispinosus is the source of this 2994-nucleotide messenger RNA. RefSeq lists its product as uncharacterized. The record is from RefSeq and is a predicted model, not a curated record. The coding region runs from base 116 to 2887 and encodes 923 amino acids. Gene Ontology annotation, molecular function: 3'-5'-DNA exonuclease activity; nucleic acid binding. Gene Ontology annotation, biological process: DNA catabolic process. The transcript has 5 exons. Lineage: Eukaryota; Metazoa; Arthropoda; Insecta; Hymenoptera; Formicidae. Gene Ontology annotation, cellular component: cytoplasm.
UAAGCUGUCGAUUUUUUAAUAACUUUCCGUCGAUUAUAUUAAAUACGAUUGAAACUUGGCAACGUUGCACUUUUAUGAGGUUGGUAGCAGUGCUCGCCUCUGUGUUGAGCCACAUAUGCGGCGCUCGCUAAACGUAAACAUGCCCGCGAAAGGUGAUCGUGUCCGUGACAGAAACGGAAAGUUUUCUACGAAAAGGAAACUCCAGUGGAAGGAAAAUGUCAGAAACGCGUGUAAGAGACGUAAAAUACAGAACGAGGAUUCGAAGGACUCUAUUGUCAAUGGGCGUCGUGUCGUCGAAAUUAAAAUGUUAGCAGAAGAAAUGUGGUGCCCGGCUUGUGACGCUCCACUAUCGUUUCGGUAUGUUGAAAACGAAAAUGUCAUCGGCCUUGCCAGUAUCUUUCGUGUGAGAUGUCACACGUGCCUCUUGCUUCAUGAGGUUAAAUCGAGUAAAUGCUACAAAAAGCGUGAGGACGGCAAUUGCACUCAAUACGACGUGAAUGCUAAAAGUGCUCUCGGUAAGAAACAUAAAAAAACAAAUUUAUCUUGUGUGCGCAUUGUUAUUUACUCUCGAAAUUAUGUUUUAGCUAUGAUUGACGCAGGCAUUGGUUAUACACACAUGAACACGAUUUUGUCGAUACUUAAUAUUCCUAUCAUUAGUAACACAUUGCUUAAGCGGAAUGAACGGUAUGUGGGCAAAUCGCUGGAGGACUUAGCACGUAAAAGUUGCAGAGAAGCAUUGAGACUCGAAAAGGAUUUGAUGUUAGCUGACAUGUCGGUUUUUAGAACUUGUAGAUGCUUCAUAGUAAUAUCUGUGCCUAUGAAAACUGAUCAGAAUCGAACCAAGAACCCGAAGAGCAGUACCACUGAAAACAUCGUGGCAGUUAAAAAUGUAUCAAACGAUUUGGAAAGCCCAGAAGAACAAAAUUCUAUAGUAAAGUUGAAAGCUGCAUACGACGCCGGAUGGCAAAAGAAAGGGUCAGGUCGAAGCUAUAAUAGUCUUACUGCUCAUGGCAUCGGGAUCGGAUCCAAGAAUAAAUUAGUUAUCGGCUAUGCAACUAGAAACAAACGGUGUAUCUUCUGUGAGAAAGGUCACCCACCGGAAGAUCACGACUGUCGACUGAAUCACACUGGCAGUUCAAAAUCUAUGGAAGCCUCGAUGGCUGUGGAAAUUUUCGCGAAGAAUCCAAUGCUUAAGGAGGAGGGCGUUGUGAUUGGUACGAUCAUCGGUGAUGACGAUUCAUCUACUAUAGCCCAACUUCGACGCGAAUCAGAGCAUCCAGUUGAAAAGGAGUCGGAUAAAAAUCACGCUGUCUGCACCCUUAGUAAAGCACUGUGGGCUCUGAAGAUCCCGAGUAAAGUAAUUGAUUACAUCAAGUAUUGCUUUGGUUGCGUACUAGAAAAAAAUAAAGAUAAUGAGGAAGCCGUCAGGACUGGUCUUCUAAACAUAGUUCCACACGCCUUCGACGACCACUCGAACUGUGGAACCUGGUGUGGAUACAAUAAAGAUCCAACUACAUAUUUGCACAAGAUCCUACCCGGAGGUAAAGGUCUAACCGAUGAGAACAUGAAAGCUUCGCUAACGGAUGUGUUGCGAAAGUUUGCUGCCAAUGCGAGACGUCUCGCGCCAUGUGGCUCAACUCAAGGGAACGAAUCAUUUCACAAUAUAUCCCUCAGUAAAACGACUAAACGCAACCACUACGGAGGAUCUGAGUCGAAUGACUUUCGCGUGGCGUCUGCUGUCUGCCAAAAGAAUUGUGGCACUUCGUACGUGGUAUCAGUUAAUACGAAAUUAAACCUCUCACCGGGUAAACAUACUGAGAAGUAUCGAGCUCAAAAAGAUAAGCUGAGAGCGGCACGAGCACUUUCUGCUAAAACUGUAGAGAAGAAACGUCGACGCCGACAACUAUUCCAGCAACGUCACCAUACAAACACGAGGGCAGAAAAUAAGGAAGGCAUCACUUAUUCUUCAGGAUGUGGUUUCAAUACGUUUGUAGAACUUGAUAAUAGCUACUCGAUUCGAAAUACUCCAAUUCCGAGCACCAGUGCCUUAGCGUUUUUCGAUCUAGAAACAACAGGGCUAUCGAAAACAUCCGAAAUCGUCCAAGUCUCUGCCAAACUCGGUUUGCAAGAAUUCAACGCUUUCAUUGUGCCCUCACAUGGCUUUUCACCGAGUGCGUCUCUCGUGACAGGGUUGAGUGUGGAUGAUGGAGAAUUGUUUCAAAAUGGGGAAAAGAUGAAAACCAUGCCGCGCAGGCUGGCCUUGAAAUCUUUCAUCGACUUCUUGACACCUGGUCCUGUAAUCCUCAUUGCCCAUAAUGGCGGACGUUUUGAUGCCCCUAUGCUGUUGAACGAGUUGAGAUCUCUGGGAUUGUUGCAAGACUUUCAAUCAGUGGUGUUUGGAUUCUGCGAUACCCUGCCUCUUUUGAAGAAAAAACUACCAGAAAGAAUAAAAGCUAAAAAGUCCUUUCGUCAAUCGGUUUUGGCUGAGGAUUUAGUGGGGAGCGGGGCUGCCGAUGGUGCUCAUGAUAGUUUAGUAGACGUUAGGAUGCUGGCCAAUAUAAUUGAGUCUGUAGGCAUCAACAACGAAGAACUACGAUCUAAUUCCGUGACUGUACACUCGGUACUUAUGGCACAGGUGGAAGCUGCUAAAACUAAAGUAAACAGGCAUGAUUUGGAUUGCCUGAAGGGGGGAGUAUCCACAGGAAUGCUUACGAAAAUGGCGAAGGCUGGUGUAACUAUCGACUUUCUAAAGAAAUCGUAUUCUGAUGGUGGCGAAGACGCGGUUACUAUGCUUUUAGGAGAAGACGUAAACGGCCGCCCUCGCGUCACAAAAAAUAAGAAGAUUUUGCUUAAUUUAAUUACAGAGAUUAAGAAAUUACUAUCGUAGCCACUGUCGAUGUUCAUCUUUUGUUAGUAUAUCGAAAUGUGAUAGUAGAGUUUAUGACAGUCGACCGUUAUAAAAUAACGAUCCUCGUGUAACUGAAUAGUUAUUAU